CAGACUGCCACUUUGAGAAUGGAGAUGACCAUGUGUUUUCCUCUGUUGCUGCUGAUCUGCUCUCUCUCUACGGCUCAGCUUCAGUCUGACAAUGAAACUGUUCCACAUCAUGCUGAAUCCCAGGGAGGAGAACCAACAAAUGUGUCUGAGCACCAACAGACCUGUCCUCAAGACAUCCACGCUGUGCUGAGAGAGAUGAGCGCCUCUUUGGCUGAACAGAGGGUGGAGACAAGGCACCUUCAGAGAGAGAAUGAAGCACAGGCAGCUCAGCUGAGAGAACUGGAGUUACAGAAGACUGAGAUGGACAUGUUGAAGCUACAGCAACAAGUACAAGCAGCAGAGCUGAUCACUGUGAAAGCCAGGUCAAAUGUCACAGAAAACCAGGUGGAGGCUCUGAAGAGAGACGGAGAAGUCAAACAGGUGGCUUUCUCAGCCUCUCUGUGGGCUUCAGGCACAGAAACAAUCGGACCAUUUAACAUUGAAUCUAAUCUGGUCUUCAGAUACGUCUUCUCAAACAUUGGGAAUGCCUACAACCCAAACACAGGUUUUUUCAUUGCACCGGUGAGAGGAGCCUACCACUUUGAGUUCUACGUAUACGGUCCCGGUGAUCCGACACAUCGUUCAGGUGCUAUGUUGUUCAAGAACGGAGAGAGAGUUUGUAUUGCAUUUCAACAUCAGACUUCAGGUUGGGCAACAUCUUCUAAUGGUGCCACGCUGCUUCUAGAGGUCGGAGAUGUUGUGUUUUUGCGUUUGUGGGCAAACUCCAUGAUAUGUGACAGUAGAAAUCAUCAUAGCACCUUUAGUGGUCAUCUACUUUUCACCACCAUGUGAAAAAAUAAACCGUUUUCGUUGUGUGUCAGUACUGGUUGAAAAAAGUGUAAUUUGUUUUUCCUUAAUAUGAAAGCUGAUAACAACACUGUACAAUACACUUUUUAAUCAAAAAUAUGUGUGCAUUUAAGUGUCUUGGCUAACUGUAGAGAUCACAACAGUCGUUAAGUUAAUUUGUGUACCUUAAUAUAAAGUGUUACCAUAAAUAAAAA
Trematomus bernacchii (emerald rockcod) is the source of this 1040-nucleotide messenger RNA. RefSeq names its product multimerin-2-like. The record is from RefSeq and is a predicted model, not a curated record. Lineage: Eukaryota; Metazoa; Chordata; Actinopteri; Perciformes; Nototheniidae. The transcript is spliced from 5 exons. Gene Ontology annotation, molecular function: protein binding. Bases 19 to 831 code for a protein of 270 amino acids.